This is a messenger RNA of Echinococcus granulosus, 714 nucleotides long. RefSeq names its product MORN repeat-containing protein 3. The transcript is spliced from 5 exons. The record is from RefSeq and is a predicted model, not a curated record. The coding region runs from base 1 to 714 and encodes 237 amino acids. Lineage: Eukaryota; Metazoa; Platyhelminthes; Cestoda; Cyclophyllidea; Taeniidae.
AUGAUUAAAAAUAAAUGUCCUUUACUUACUUCUCUCUCACAAGAAAUACUGGAAAAGACUCGUCUAAACGGUGUACGAAAGACCGUUUAUUCCGUCAAUGGUGACAGCUACACUGGAGAGUGGAAAGACAACAAGAAACAUGGUCGCGGCAUUCAAAAAUGGAAGUCUACACAGCUCAUCUAUGAGGGUAAUUGGGAAGCUGGAAAGCGAUGCGGACCAGGGGUUUUAGCCGUAGUGGGAAAAAAUGGUCGUCACACAAAAAUAUACUCUGGAAUGUGGAAAAAUAACAAGCGCCAUGGCUAUGGUGAAAACUGGUACAGCUGUAAUGAGUUCUACGAGGGAGAGUGGUGCAAAAAUAAGAGGAGUGGGUGGGGACGCUACUACUACAAAGACGGCUCCAUGUACGAGGGCGAAUGGUUGCACGAUAAACGUUGGGCAAAUGAAAACAGGUAUGAAGGCGGUUGGAUUAAUGACAUGAAAAAUGGCAAAGGAAAGUACAUAUUCCACCGGACCAAUCAGGUUAUGGAGGGAAUAUGGAUUGACGACGUUGCAAAGCAAACCAUCUUUACCGAUCUGGGACCCAGGAUGGAGGUAACAGAAACGACGUACCCCAUUCCUAAUAUCGAAUUACGAGCAUUGGAUGCAGUUUGGCGCGACACGGCUGAAGAAAACAUGAGAAUAUUGCGAGAGAAGUAUCCACAAGACUUUAAGUAA